AUGAGUAAGAUAUUUACAAGUGAAUAUAGAAAACACCAUAGCUUAUCAGAAUUAGAAAAAUAUAAUGGAAUUGACGAUGACUGUUUUAAAGGGACUAAUGACCUUGUUGAAAUUGAAAUACCAAUGUCUAUUUUGUGGAUAGGAGAUUAUUGCUUUAAAGAUUGUACAAGAUUAAAAUCAGUUAAUAUACCAACAAAAGUUACUACAAUAGGAGAUGGAUGUUUUAAAGGAUGUUCAUCAUUAGUAACAAUUAAUAUACCAACAACAAUAAACAAAAUAACUUAUGAGUGUUUUUGUGCAUGUACAUCAUUAGUGUAUAUUAAAAUACCAACGUCAAUUACAUCAAUAGAAAAUGAAUGUUUUAAGUGUUGUUACAAUUUAAAAAAAAUUAACAUACCUAAUUCAAUUAACGCGAUCGGAAGUAAUUGUUUUGAAGAGUGUUUGUCAUUAAAGAAUAUUGAUAUACCAACAUCAAUCAAUGCAAUACCAGAUUAUUGUUUUUACAAAUGUUCAGCACUAACAUCAGUUACUUUACCAACAACAAUUACCAAGAUAGGAAAUAACUGUUUUAGUAGAUGUGCAAAAUUAAGAGUAAUUAAUAUACCAUCAUUGGUAAAUGAAAUAGGUAAUAAUUGUUUUAAUGAUUGUACAUCAUUAACAUUAAUUUCGUUACCAACAACAAUAAGUAAAUUAGAAGACAUUUGUUUUGGAAACUGCUCUUCAUUGGCAUCAAUUGAUAUACCAUCAACAGUCAGUGAAUUUGGAAAUAAUUGUUUUA
Messenger RNA from Entamoeba dispar SAW760, 778 nucleotides. RefSeq lists its product as uncharacterized. The annotation marks the transcript as partial. The record is from RefSeq and is a predicted model, not a curated record. The transcript has a single exon. Lineage: Eukaryota; Evosea; Mastigamoebida; Endamoebidae.